AAAUCACUCCUCAAUGAUCAGAUGUCUUGGCUCCAUCUCAUUCUCCAAUUCACUGUCCAUCUGGGUUUGGGGACUGAGAGGAAUCAUCAGGCAAAGGUUCAAGAAAAACAGGCAGAGGAGGUCUGGGUUGUCGAUGUUUAUAGUUCUCAAGAGGGAAAUAAUCUUCCCAUGACACCUGAAUAUUGGAAAGUUUACAACAGAACAAGGAAGCAAAAAAAAAAAACCAAAAACAAAAAAAAACCCAAACAAACCCCACAACAACCCCAAAAUUCUUGCACUUAAGUAUCUGCUUAACUCUUGUUUUACCCUCAGUUCCUAAGAACAUCUCUGGAGAUGGUAGAUGACCGUGCCUGUGUUAGUUCUGUUAGUUUUUGUUUAUUUCAGGACCCUAUUUUCAGAAAACUGCAGGGAGCCAACAGAAGUCUCCCAAGAUUCCCUGAGUGUAGCCCAUCUACCACAGCUUAUAUAAAAAAUGGUUACAGAAACCACCACUGAAACAACGGAUCUUUUAUUAACUAGGGGAAAUUGGAAUGGGAUGAACCAAGGAAUAGGGGGAAACUAUUAAUAUUGAACAGAUUCAACCACACACUCUUUCACACAGGAAUUAUGACGGGAUGAGUGACCCUGUCCAGAAGCUGCUGCUGAGACCAAGAACAUCGACUUCCUGGACCACGAUCACCACUGGAACCGCUGCCACAGUGGAGGAUGGGGAUGGACGACGAUGCAUCAGGUGAGAGGCCUAACUAGCUUCCCACCCUGACCCCCUUUGCGAUGUCCUGUCUGUGAGUGUCAGCCCGAAUCACUCGAGGUAAUACCCCGUGCAGGUAGGUAUGCUUCUCUUAAAAUUACUACCAUACCCCAACAAUAAACCAGACCUUGUCCCUUUAGAGGUGAGCUGUUACCUAGGCGGAUAACGGUGUCUGACUGCUUCCCAAGGUCUGAAGCAAGCAGCAGCCUCCUCUCAGCCUCUCUCCCCUUCUCCCGUUCCUGAAGGGAACGAGAAGUCUGUCCAACACGGCGGAUGACUUGUCUUUUUACAAACCCAAAAUGGCGGACCAUAAUAAACACCAUUACCAAGUAUCCAGUCAUAAUCUGAAUAGGUGGAACUCACACCUGGAGCAGCCAGAUAAGCCUUGAGUUGAGCCGGCAGAUGGCCGACUAUGCCAGCCCCUCCAAAGAGAUGGUUUGUUCUCUGAGUUUCCUGUAUAAGGCGCUAGGAACAUCCUUAACAGCUUGUCAGGACCUGGUCCAUGUUAAAUCACAGAUUCAUACAUUUCUGAAGACAACAGAUUAUAUGGAAGCCCCUGAGAGACAGGGAGUCAUUUCCAUCCUUGCAGUCUGUGCUGAGAGCCACAUGGACCUCACCUUGAAUGCGCUUCAGGAGUUUGGGGCUGCAAUGAGCAAGGUUAAGAUUUCUGGGUUCAUUGGCCGCCUGAAGGUAAAGGAGCCAGGGGGUUCUCUCAAACUUCCUUUCCCCCUGAAGCAGGGGUAGCAGCCCUGUGGUAGUGUCUGCCUUGGUCAGCUAACAUUGUCCCCCAGUGUACGCGUUCUAUGUGAUGCCUGCAGUUAAGCAGAGAGGAGCACAAUGUGGAGCUGGGGUUCUCUCAAAUGAUUUUUAUU
Messenger RNA from Dermochelys coriacea (leatherback sea turtle), 1620 nucleotides. Its product is annotated as maestro heat-like repeat-containing protein family member 2B. The transcript is spliced from 3 exons. Gene Ontology annotation, cellular component: cytoplasm. Lineage: Eukaryota; Metazoa; Chordata; Testudines; Dermochelyidae. The record is from RefSeq and is a predicted model, not a curated record. The coding region runs from base 1151 to 1492 and encodes 113 amino acids.